AUGCAGUUCGAUUCUGGCUCUUCACGUGUUAUUCGACAUGGCAUCAGGAGCAAUAUAACACGAAUUAAGGUAUCGAACAAGACAUCGCCCUACUCUUGUAACUUGCAAAUGUACAACAUCCCACCAUCAGAAGAAAUCGGUAUCGAAGAGUUCGAUGAUAUCGCUAUUGAACGAGUAAAAGCGCUGAAGGUUGUAGAGGAUGUCAAGGAACGGUACACAUGGGGUUCCGACGAAUUCAAGUCGGCAAUGAUAAAAGGCCUUCAUAAACACAUGCCUAUUGCUGCAGGUACGGUGAAGAAUCCGAUUCUCAAAAUCUUUGAUACAAAUGUUUGUUUUUUAAGAACAUGUCUUCCCGCUGAUGUGGAACAGGCUCGUAGAAGAGAUGUGAUUGGUCAUUUUAUCCUUCGACUUGCCUUCUGCCGGUCACCGGAGUCUACCAAAUGGCUUGUCACUCAAGAAGUCGAUCUUUUCAGGUUUCGUUUCUCGAAUGAGACUAGAACGAAUAUACUCAGCUUCCUGAAAGAGAAUAAUGUUAAUCUGGAUGUGGUAGAUAAAACCGAACAACUGGAGCUAAUAGCUGAAUUAGCCGCUGGUUGUGGUAUAAGCAUCGAUCAAGCCACCAAGACAGACUUCUGGAAGGUAGAUUUUACUGCAGCGCUUGACCUUGUUCGCCGUCGGCGUGCUCUCGUUCGUCAUGGAUUUGCUUACAUUCAGUUCAACGACUUGGUGGUGAUCACCAGCGCAGCUCUUCGAGCGAAUAUGACGGCAGCCAUGGCGCGGGCGUUCAAGCAUUUGGCAAUUGUGGAAGAAGAAGGUCGACUCCUUCCGAGGCUAGCACGUUUGGCCAAUAACGCUUAUAGUGGAAAGCAGUAUGCAGGAAAGGAGAACGAUGGCAAGAUUACCCGACAAAUGAUUGAUCAGUUAUGUGUCCCUUCUUUCCCAUUAUGUAUGCGACAAUGUCACACCCGAUUACGUGCGGAUCAUCAUUUGAGACAUGGAGCAAGACGGCAGUAUGGCCUUUUCUUGAAAGGAAUCGGUUUGUCUUUGGAUGAAGCAUUGAUGUUUAUGCGCGAAGAAUUCACGAAAAAGAUUGAUUCCGACAAGUUCGAAAAGCAGUAUGCUUACAAUAUCCGCCAUAUGUAUGGAAAAGAAGGCCGACGAGUGGAAUAUCCGGCGUUUCCGUGCUCCACUAUUAUUUUAAGUAAUCCACCGGCUGCGGGCGAUUGCCAUGGCUGCCCCUUCAAACACUUGGACACUCAGUUGCUCGCUCAAAGGUUGGAGAAGGAUGGGUUGAACAGGGAACAAAUAAGUCAGAUAGUAAACUACACUAAAACGAAUGCUUUCGACAAAGCAUGCACUCGCCAUUUCGAGUAUUUGCAUAAAAUGGAAGAGGGCGCACUUGGUCAGCUAGUGACGCAUCCGAAUACUUACUUUGAGUGGUCACAAGAGGUGAGUUCAGAAGGUUACAACUCACUGUUGAUAAAGAGUUCUGCUUCGACUGGCGAAAUAUUUUAUCUGGGCUAA
Molecule: messenger RNA, 1524 nt
Organism: Haemonchus placei
Lineage: Eukaryota; Metazoa; Nematoda; Chromadorea; Rhabditida; Trichostrongylidae
Source: the annotation of a GenBank genome assembly